This is a messenger RNA of Amoebophrya sp. A120, 6484 nucleotides long. Lineage: Eukaryota; Dinophyceae; Syndiniales; Amoebophryaceae. The record is from the annotation of a GenBank genome assembly.
GUUUACGAACAGCAGCACCACUGGUAAUCGUCAUCUUCCCAAUCUUUACGUUUGAUUGAUAUUUAUUUUUUCGUUUCAAGUUCCUCUGUCGACCCCAGGCCCAAAAUGACGACCCGUUCCGUGGAGCUGAACCGAAAAAUGAACCAAUGGCUAGUGAACAUUCAAAAGGCAAAAAAGGAGCAGGAAGAAAGGUCAAGGUCACCCGCAGCUCCUGUAUUGAACUCGCAACAACAAAACGUCGCAUCAACCGGGACAAUCGAUGGUGGUACUUCUGCAACGGCGGUAGUUUUGCAGCAGUCGCGCGAGGUAAAACAGCAAGGACCAUCGUCCCCCGGCGUCGACGCAGUGAAGUCCCUGAUGUUGAACAAAGGGCGUUUCGCCGAGGGUGAGCAAGUGCGAGAAUCCGUUGAAAUCGCCGGUGGCGAGGAAGAUGAUAUGAAUUUCUACCGACCAACCGGAGCUGCGACAUCAUCCGUCUCUAUUCGGGAUUCGCGAGAAUCCGAGUUUUUCUACCGCCCGACCGGCGCAACUGCAUCUACUUCAGCGCCGUCGCGUAGGAGCGGAUCGCUGCAAGAUCAAAGCUUCUACCGACCGACUGACAGAGUGACAACUGGGGCAACAUCCAGAACUUCCGACACGGCAAUCAACGCCACAGACACUGCGAUGAGAAAAUCUAGCGCCGCGGUGGUUGCGAAGAAGGGUCUGAGCGUCAACUCCACGAAGCCGGGCAGGUACACAGAGUAUGAGCAAGCGAAAGAAAAGGAGGCGGAGAUGAAGAGAGCCCCCGCAGGUGAUUCCCCUGGAGUAGCACGGGAACAAGACUACAAUCUCGUUCUCCCGUUCGAGCAGCCGUGGAAACCGAAUCUGAGGCAAACCAGAAGAAACUCCGCGAACCGGAUUCUGAACAUGCAGCAACGGGAGAUCUUCGACAAAACGUCCACUUCCUCCGCAAUCGCAACUGGAAUUGUGGCUGGCUUGGAUGGAAGUUCAGCAUCACCUCCUGCCUCGGGAGAACUUGUUUCACCGCCGGCAGCAGCAGGAAGUGGCGCCGCCGCCGCUCUGUUCUACCAGCCAACAGCUGCACCAGGAACUACUAGCUCUGUCGCUGGUACGCUGAACUCGAAGGAAGGCGUAGGGAUAGACGUAGAACAGACUAAAAACGAUGAUGUUGGCGACUUGCGCAGAUCGCUAGCGGACAUCUUGCUUGAUGUGCAGCACAUGCGGUCGAGCGUGGACAAACGGAAGGAGGAGCUGAGCAACCACCGGCAAUCACAACGAGCGGCUUCGCGGGCCAGCAGUCGGAGGAGGAGUGCGAACGACGAAGAGGCAGAAAGGGCGACCAGUGUGGUUGCGGUGGGGGCGAGGGGGUACAGCUUAUAGAUGCAGUGUGUCACCAGAAGACACAUGUAAAAAUGCGCAUGCACGUUAUAUCUCAUCCAUCCUCCUCGAUUGUCAAUACUACUUUACAUCAAACAUCUCGCCUCCACUUCUAUGUUGUUCUUGUUUUCUCAGGUACUACAGUCGCAAGGUGGAAACGCUGUUCGACCGGGUCGAUUGGGCGAAGCUUGGUCUAGCACUCAACUUAUCCGACUGGCUGGGCGACUUUGUGAUGCAGAGCAGCGAACGGAACCGCAAGAACAGCGUGCUGACGAGGUUGUUGUCCGCCUUCCGGACGAAACUGGUGAAAAAACUGGUGUUCGGCACGAGUACCGCGCCGGAUCCGUCUGCGUCCUCCUCUUCCUCCUCGAAAAGCCUGAUCAGUUUGAAGAACGCAGCGUACGAAAUCGUGGAGAGAGCGCAAGUGCGGAUGGUCUUGGGCGAGGAAGAAGAUUUGCCAGGGCUGAUGGACGAAAUAAACCUGGAGGAAAAAUUUGAAAACUACGCAGCAAUUGGCGGGUCCACUUCGAGCAGUUAUUUCGAUUACGACCGGCAGAAGCAAAACGCGAUGUCCCGCUCGGUUGAUUUCCUUUCCCGCUAUCUUUUCGACUGCAAGGAGGCCGUGCGGCCGGUGCUGCGGGUUUCACUCCGUGCGCUGAUGAUGACGAGGCCAUUUACGAAUGAAGAGCUGCGGAAGGUAUAGAAGAAAUUGAAUUUGAUGGCUUUCAUGCGGGUGUGUUGUGUCUGAUUCAGAUUCUUGGUUCUAGAGUAGAUAAAAGCAUGAUGGAAAGUGCGACGUUUUCUUCCACUCAUUAUGCAUCAUACAAAACACAACGUCAACUCCAGACGAUGGGCAAGCUGCAGAGCAGUGGGGAUGUUCCCUGGAUAUCUGACGAGCUGAGCAAAAUCGCCGUCGACCGCGCGACCGGGAUUCUCGAGAUGGUCCGACUACAUGACAUUGACGGGAUGACAAGCCCAAGCCCUGGUGGAGUUUCUCCGCCCGGGAAAAGCGCGGCCAACAUGCUCCAGUCUAGAGCCGAAAUCCGGAAAUUCGUUCCAGAUUUCCCGGAAAGAGGAGAGGGUGGAGAUGCUACCGCUAGCAACGCCGGCUCUCUGCAGUACUUCGAAGACUACGCCGCAGAGCUCAAAGCAGCCGCCGAAGCGGUGAAGGCGGACCCAAAACUGCAGGAGCAGAUGUGCAACUCCCCAACAAAUGUUCGUGGGUCGUACAUCGAGACUCUCCGGGAGCAACUGAGAAACGAGCAAAACCUGAAAGAGGAGAAGGAACGGAAGCAGAGCAAACUCACCCUGUCCGCGGAGGAUGAGCAAGAAGCUUUGGAUGCGGAGGUUCGGAAGAGAAGCAAGAACUACGAGUACCGACGAUCGUUUGAAGAGAAGGUCGCGGAAUUCUACCUGGAAAAGAUGCAUCUGCGGGAGCCGGUACCACGAUCAGCCAGCCGGUCAAAUUACCGGUCGAAGUCGACGGAAAGAGGCGGUGGUGGGGGUGGACCUCUUUCAACCCGGAGCUCCAAACAGUCGUCGGCUUUCGGGAUGAACAAUCCGAAGAGCCCCCCGGCGGACACUGCCGAACUGUUUGGGAAGUUUUCCCUCGAAGAUCUCCUCGCUACGAAGCAAGUUGAGGACGACGAAGUGUUGAACCUCGCCGCAGAAGACAAAAUCCGGUUCGUCAGUCGGUUCGGGCUGGCGUUAGUCCGGGGGGAGAAAACGGGGAAGAUGAAACAACAACAAGCGAACGAGGAAGCAAACGCGAACACCUCCUCUGGAGGUCAAGGAAAUCAAUCUCAAACUACCCGGCGCAUUACGACCGGCAUAGCGGAUGAGCUGUUUGACAAUUUUUGGAACAACCCGGAGCAGUGGGCGUUUUUGGAAAAGGUCCGGUCCGCCGGCGCAGACGCACUGCAGCACAUGUUGCAGGGAUUUCUCGUGUCCGUCGACCUACCGGAAGACAUCGUUGACAUCCAGCACAGUAACGAACUCUCGAAAUUUUUCAAAAAGUUCCAAGCGACCAUGCCGCGGAGGGGGCACAGUACGGAGAUGCUGAAAAAGCACUUUGUGAACAACAGAAAGUUCGGCACGUCGCAAUCGCCGAGCACAGGGAAUAGGAAUAUUAGCAAAUCCCGGAGCCCGAACCGCACCGCAAACCAGAAAACACUCCAGGAUUUAUCCGGAUCGAGUAAAGAUUUCAAAAACACAGACGUGCGGUUCCAAGUGUUGUCGCCCAGACGCCAGAACCGCUUUGAAAGUCGAGAAGACGACUUCGAAUUUUCGCUCCGGUCCGCGACGAACAAGAAUAUUUUGCAGCGCGUGCAACUCCCGGUGAAACACGGAUCGAGUGACUCUCACCCGGAGAUCGCCAGUCAGAAGUUGAUUGACCGGAUUCAGCAGUUGCGCUUGGAAGAAAGUAAGAAGAUCAAGAUCGGCAGUGCCCACGAAGCUUCAAACGAGAGACAGGUCCUGGCUGCGGAGGCGCAGGCGCUGCUGGCGCUGGCGACGGGCGGGAAGGAGGGAGGGCCGCGGCGGGCGCUGAACAAGCCGUCGAGCAGCGCAGUAGGAAAUACGUCUUCACCGGAGAAGAAAAAGAAGGAAUCGAAACCCGGGGCAGCAGCGAGGGAUCUGAUUGCACGAUUGAGGGCACAGUUGAAAACGAGUGAUGGUGCUGCCGCAGGAGUGAAGUCUUCAGAUCCGGGGAACGCCACCCGUGUGCAGCCGGACAAUGACCCAAAAGCGAUCGUCGACAAGAGCAAGGCUCUUGCGGGUGCAACAAAAAAUGAAGCAGCCGCAGCUGCUUCCACGUUGGCUUUUCACGGUGACGCACUAACACAGGAAGGCCCGCACCCGGACACGCCUUCGGAGGACAGCUUGCUGAGUGAUGAGGAACUGCAAGAAGACGACGAGGAUUUGCUAGAUGAAAUAGGAACGACCAAAGCUUCUCCCACGGCCAAGCGGGCAGCCAAACAGGAGCGGAGGAAGAAGCAUUUGGAGAGGAACAUGCAGCAAAUAACGGCAAAACGCGACCCGAACAAGCCUCCGACUGUUCUCGACACCGAAGUCGUGUUUCCGAAAUUUCCUGAGAAUCAAUCGAAAUUAGAGGAUGACGACGAGUUCUACAGCCACACCAGGCGCAAGUACAAAAACCGAUUUGGCCGGGACGGGACCACGUUCGAGCAGUGGCUGAAAGAGGAGUUGGGAAGAACGUCAGCCAGGCCAGGGACAGGAACUAGAAGCACAGUUUCGUACAACUACACCAUGAAAUCCUCGGGAAACAAGAAAGGAGCUCGUGGUCCACAAGCUGGUAAUUACGUUGCAACAACAAGAACUCAACCCAUAAUUUCCGUUCCCGUUCCGCCCGAGCCGCCAGGGGCCCUCGCAACUACAAGCGAUAGGGAACUUUUGGAAGAUGAAGCGACCAGCUACAACUUCUACGAUGAACAAUAUCGCAUCAUUCCGGACCCCACGUCCUCUGGAAACGGCUUGGGUGCUGGAGCCGACUCUUCUACAAUGACCUCUCAGCAGUUUCGCACUUUGCGCAAGAAAACGACGUCGUCCAGUGUGAGCAGCUCUGCAGGAUUUUUUCCGACGCAACUACAGCAGGUCCCGCCUCUGAUGCCGAUGCUGAAAAAGACACAUGGUAAUAGCGGACAAGGGCAAGACGUUCUGUCCACCGACAUGAAGAUUCCGCUGCUCAGCUUGAUCUCCGAGGAGCCAGGAUCGUCUGCCAGCGGUGGCGGACAAGGAGAACAGCUACUAUCCACGACUGCAGCCGCUGCGGCAAAUCUGCAAAGAGCCUCCACUUUUGGCUCGCUGUACCCCAGUGGGCAGAUCGAGAGUGUUAUGUCCGGGGACGUGGCCGCGCUGCAUGAUGUUUACGACAUAACCUACGAGUUGGAGGCGAGGAUACGAGCACGCGCAGCUAUGAAGAGCAACAAAAUUUCUACCGAGGCAGCAGCUGGUACUUCUGCUACUCUUGGCGUUGCUGCUGCAUCUACUUCUUCUGCGCCACCAUUACAACCGGGAUCAGACGAGGUUGCUGCUUCUAGCGCGCAAAAUCAAAAAUCAGCCACUGAGGAUCAUCAUGAGCAGGACGAAUCAGAAAUUCUCGGUGGCAGUGUGGAUCUGAACGUGACAGAACCUGGCUCACCGUUGACGCCACGGCUAAACCGAAACGGGCUUCUUGACAGCGCCGUUCGUCGAGUAGUUCCUUUUCCGGGGGCGGUUGCACCUGCAGGAGCUUCUUCGUCACCACUAGCAGCAACGCAAGACAUCGAUGAAAUGUUGCGACAGGCGCAGAAGAGACUACGGGAGAAGGGCGUGGGCACGAAUACUAGCUUCGAGGAAGAGUUGUUGCAACGCGUUGACCCGGACCAUGCACACCGCUCGUCUAUAGAGGACAUCACAUCUUCCGAACAUCAAGACAUACAGGAAGCACAAACUCAGGCUCACCCCCUCCGCGCCGCCGCGCUAGCGACGGCCUUUGGCCAGAAGUUCCAAACCCCGGAAGCGCUGAUUGAUACGAUGUUCUCCCAGAGGCAAGAGAUUCUGGAACGGGUGAGGAGUGAGAAGAAGCGACAAGCAGAGCAGGUGGCGCAGGGGCAGAGGGUGAGUAGGAGUAGCGGCGCUGAGGGUGAUGGUGGUGAAGAAGAUCAAGACGUUGACGCGGAGGACCGCAAGCCGUUGGCCGUCGGCACGGACCAGAAAUUGUUCGGACAGGUCGGAAGGAUUUUGCGGGAUCGCGCGCUGGCGAAAAGCGUGCGCGAGUUGACGGCGCAUUUGGACCUUUUUGAGCAGUAAGGGUCGUUGGUUCUUGCAGCGACGUAGAAGAUGUGAAAAGUGUCGCGUUGUGUUCUGCUUCGAAAAAGAAGAAGCAAUGAAGAUAAACUACUGCGAGAAUAAAGUACAUCAGAACUACUUCAGAAUUGAGAUGCCCAGCACUUGGUCGCGUCUCAUCGCAGCGCGGUUGCGGCAUCUUCACCUCCAAGAGAAUACUAGAGAAUUUUGCUUGAUAUCAAUGGUGUGCGACUACAAAGAGAUGGAGCACAAAAGCAGUAUAAUAGCAGGAACAAAUGCAAAGGCAAGCUGGCUGGAAGAU